Protomyces lactucae-debilis is the source of this 590-nucleotide messenger RNA. RefSeq lists its product as uncharacterized. The coding region runs from base 24 to 233 and encodes 69 amino acids. Lineage: Eukaryota; Fungi; Ascomycota; Taphrinomycetes; Taphrinales; Protomycetaceae. The transcript is spliced from 3 exons. The record is from RefSeq and is a predicted model, not a curated record.
UCUUCUUGGGGAUCAGCAAGCGGAUGAAGUUGGCAAGGGUUGUGAUGUGCGCGAAUUCGGGGACAGUCAUGAGUGCAUCACCCACGUUGAGCCUGCUCGUGUUAGUGGGUGCUCUAAUCGAUGAAGAGGUAACUUGCAGGCACUUUUGGCCAACGCCUGUUUGCAUGACGAUUUGCUUGAUGUCGGCUUCAUUCUCCUGCAGCUUGCUGAGCAUGCUGAUUGCCUGUCGUUAGGCUUGAUUUUGGUCAGUGAGAGAGACUCACGUUAAUACGCACAUCCCAGGUGGAGUCUUCAUCCACAAAGGUACGAAGGAGCAAGUGAACCCACUCGCCGGUCCAGUCAGAGUUCUUCGCCACCGUUGGCUCUCGUGUGAGACACUCGAUCCACGACUCGAGCUCGCCAUGCAGCUCAUUUUUGAUCUUGGACUGCUUGAGUCUGCAGACUGUACAUCCGAGUAAGGCAAGGAUCUUUGGAGGCACGUAGAGACGGUGCUCGACUUGAGGCAACGCGGAGAUCAAGGCUGACAGGACUGCAUCACUGAUGCGCUGCGUCUGUCCAUCAUGUCGCUUCAAGAAUGCCUCGAAGGCCAG